CGUGAAGUGGCAAGGCGCGGAAGGGUUGCUUUACGACUGUUUGGAAAGACUCGCGGGGCCGGCAUUCUUUGCUUGCUACUUCUCGGAUCCACACGUGGGCUGCUGUCGGUGUUGCGGCCAGUAACUCAUUCCUUUUGGCGUGGACCAGACGUUGAAGGACCGAGUGGCAACGGAGGUCAGGGAUCUUGAACUGAUGGAUUUUGCUGCUGAAAAUGAAGAGACGUCGGGAGGAGGUCUCCAGAGUGGAGCUGAAGGGGCGCGGCUAAGUCUGGAGUCAGAUGCAGAGAGAGUCAGGGGCACAGUAGGGACGGUGGAGGCCGGCGGUGGAGAGGCGGGGAAUGAACUGACCGGAAUGGGAAAGACAGGGGAAGGGGAAGAAGGAAGCGGACCAAGAGCAGAGGAGAUGCGAGUAGACCUAGCGGUUGUGAAGCAAGAAGUAAUGGACUGGUCAGAAAUGGAAGAAGGUAUGCUGAAUGACCAAUGGGUAAAGCAGGAGGUGGAGGAUGGGCCAGAGGUGAAAGAGGAAAAACCAGGCACAUUGGAGGUGAAGCAGGAGAUGGAUAGUAGUUUGAUAGUAAAAGAAGAGAAGGUGGGAGAAUCAGAAGUAAAGGAAGAGAAAGUGAAGGUGAAGGAAGAAGUAAUGGACUGGCUAGAAGUGAAGGAAGAGAAGAAAGAUAGCUUGCAGAUUAAACGGGAGGAGAUGUUUCUUGACCAGAACGUAAAAAAGGAGGAAAUAAUGGAUGAAGUGUGUGUAAAAGAAGAGAAGUAUUUCCCUAAAGAAGAAGUGAUGGAUGAUACAAAGGUAAAAGAAGAGCCUCAGAUAAAUCCCGCAGUGGGCUCCAAGCGGAAACUGGCCAUGUCAAGGUGUGAAACUUGUGGUACAGAAGAAGCAAAGUACAGAUGUCCACGUUGUAUGCGAUAUUCCUGCAGUUUGCCAUGUGUAAAGAAACACAAAGCAGAACUGACAUGUAAUGGAGUUCGAGAUAAAACUGCAUAUGUUUCAAUACAACAGUUUACUGAAAUGAAUCUCCUAAGUGAUUAUCGACUUUUGGAAGAUGUGGCAAGAACAGCAGACUAUAUAUCUAGAGAUGCUUUCUUGAAAAGACCAAUAAGCAAUAAACAUAUGUACUUUAUGAAAAAUCGUGCUCGAAAGCAAGGUAUUAACUUAAAACUUCUACCCAAUGGAUUCACCAAAAGGAAAGAAAAUUCAACAUUUUUUGAUAAGAAAAAGCAACAGUUUUGUUGGCAUGUGAAGCUCCAGUUUCCUCAGAGUCAAGCUGUGUACGUAGAAAAAAGAGUACCAGAUGAUAAAACUAUUAAUGAACUCCUAAGACCUUACAUUGAUCCUGAAAAGUCUGAUCCUGUAAUUCGUCAAAGGUUGAAAGCCUACGUUUGCUCUCAGACUGGGGUCCGAAUUUUAAUGAAGGUAGAAAAUAUGCAGCAAAAUUUAGUAAGAUAUUAUGAACUGGAUCCUGACAAAGGUCUCCUUGACAAUUUGAGGAACAAAGUGAUCAUUGAGUACCCAACAUUACAUGUGGUAUUAAAAGAAUAUAGUAAUGACAUGGAAGUUCUUCACCAAGAUAAUACUGUAAAGAGCCAUAUGAUUGAGCUGUUGCUUCUAUCCUGUUUGAGAGCAUGAAUGCACAUUGAAGUAAGGCUUCCUGUUACGAAGCAAAAAGAAAAGGCUACUUUUGUAGUGUACCUGGAACCUCAUGAAGUAAAAUUUGCUGUUUUUUGGUGGGUAUACGAUGUUUGACUUAUUUACAGGAAGCUCAAGUGACUCGCGCUUUCAGCAUAGAAGAUCAUUUAGAGCUGCUGUGGCAAAGAACUAAAGAGGAUCUAGCAGGAUGUUAAGGACCAUAUCAGUGUUGUCACAUCAUAAAUAUAUGCACUUUAAAAAUAAUGUCAGGUCUUCCUAUAGAUGCAUUUCUUUGUGUAAACUCUUCAAGGUGUCUGUUUCUUUGUACAUUCUCACAGCAUUGGAUAUUCUGCAUGGUGAUCCCUUAUUGCGGGGGGAGGGUUAUAUAAGAACAGGGCAUUUUCUUUGGAAAGCCUUGAAAUUCUUUCUCUCUCCGGAGGCAAAAAAGUUGGAUUUUGAUCUCGAGUUCAUAGCAGAGGUGUCUCUCUUCUAGUUUGGGGAAAAUAUGUUUCUGGGCUGGGAUUCAGUUGUUUUCACACUUGAUGAUUGUUACAAUGUUUGUUAUGAGUCUAGAUUGCGGUAGUUUAUUUUUUUUAAAGUCUGUCUCUAUUGAUGGGCAAUAGACAAGUUUUGUUUGCUUGCUUUUUGCGUUUUAUGGAGUGAAAAAGGUUGACUGGAAAAGGUUAAGCAGUUAAGGGAGCCCACUAGACUGGAGGUGGAGUGCUGCUCCCCCGCUUUGUAUCACUCCAGUGGGAAGUGCUCAGAAUGGCGUUACUUGUCUCACAGGCCCUUGUUUGCCAGAGUUAGCAGGUAGAUUUAAAGGACACAUAAAAGCAUGUUACAUUUCAGUUUAAGGAAAAAAGAAUGGCGCUCCAUUAAAAGAAGAAAGCUGGGCAACUUCAGUAAGCAGCGAAAGAAAAAGGUGUUCCCCAAACUGCAGUGCCAAACAGCACAAAGCCCAUUAACUUAAAAAUACCAGCAAAAUAUUUUUCUCCAUUAUUCUAAUAUAACUCAAAAUUAGAAAAUACUUCUGCCUUUUGAAGAGUGCAACCCAAAAAUGAUUACUAGAAUUAGUGAAAAUAUUAGCAUAGCAGUUACUUAUAUAUCAAUCUCCUCUUUUUAAAGUUUUUUUUUUUUCUGGGGGCCAUGCCGCAUGGCUUGUGGGAUUUUAGUUCCCCAACCAUGAUUUGAACUGGGGCCCUUGGCAGUGAGAGUGUGGAGUCCUAAUCACUGGACCACCAGGGAAUUCCCACAUCAGUCUCUUCUUGGGCCAAUAAAUCCUUUCAUCCAUUCUCCCCCACUCCUCCCUCACUCCUGUGUACCCCUCUUUUUCUUUCUCUUUCAGUGUGUGUAUGUGUGUGUGUGGCAGUGGGAUGGGGAUGGAGUUCAGCCACAGGAACACACAUGUAAACUUUACAGUGCGAUAGGUUCUGUAGUGGUUUCAGUGCAGAGAAAGCCAGAGGAGAAAACAACUAACUUGUAAUAUCAUGGAGAUACUCGAAGGACUCUGCUAGAGUUUAUGAAAUGCCACAAGGAUCAGGACCAUAUCUUGGAUAGACUCCAUUUCAAUGCCUUCCUCAUAAAAAGGACUCAGUGGACACCAGUUUGGUUGCUGGUACAAUCUUACAUCUAGGUAGCUUUGGCACACCCCAAGGAACUUGGCAACUGGAAUGUGAAGCAAGAUCCAAGUUUAUGGUUCUAGCAUCAGCUCUUAUUAGCGGGGGCCUUGGCAUUCACUCUGCCUCUCUGAGCUUUAUUUUCCUUAUCUACACAAUGAUGAUAAAGGACUAUAAGCCUCAAGCAAAAUAAUCUCUAUUUUAACCUUACUUUUCAAAGUGCUUAUGUGUUAUUUCCUUUUAGCUUCACUAAACAAUGAAAUAGAGUGGUUACCCUGGUUCCCAUUUUGCAAAUUGGAAAAAAAAAAAAAACCGUAAAAUUUGGAGUAACUUACAGUUAUAUUGAUUCAGCAUACAUGCUACCCUGGGGGGAUAGCUAUAGGAAAGAAAGGUCCAGUGUCUAGCCUCAAGGAACUCUCAGUUUAGCGAGUGAAUCAUAGUCUUGCUGUAGUCAAGACAGCUCCUUUAAAGGAGCUCCAUUUCUGCUCUGAGCCUUCUUUCCUGUGAAGAUUAGCUAGUCUUCUGUCAGCCCACAUUCACUCAACAUAUACUGACCCUCAAUUUUAAGUUUAAAAAAAAUCAUGGAAAAAUUUAUUCCAACCACACUUGGCCAGCCUAUGUGAUAAUAGUGGUCUGUUCAGUGGUGCAAGUAUCAGAUCCUGCCCACAUUGUGAAGUGACCAUUCCCAAGUCUUCCACAGAGUCAGGAAGGAUGUUACCUCACAAAAUAUAAUUGCCACUUUCAGACAUCAUUUCUCUAUUUAUUGUGGCGAGAAUUGUAUAUCCCAGCUGCCUGGGACAUGACAUGGUUUGUCUGUCCCCAUGAGCAGUGCUAUUGGUAUGCAUCGGAAGGGAGGAGAGAAGAGGGAAAAAGAGAACAGGCUAAACAGAAACAGUAUAAACACUUGACUGUAUGUUUACUUAUUUUUUUCAGUGAAAAGUGAAUCUACGAAGAACAUUGGCAAUGAAAAUUGAACACUUCUUUUGGAGGAAGAACAUGAAAAUUCCCAGACAAUUGCAGAGGACCUCGUUGGAAGAUUUGAGGGUAUUGCCACUUGGUGGUUGGAAUUUUUUGUUUCUCUGAAAAGUAAUUAAACAGUCU
This is a messenger RNA of Hippopotamus amphibius kiboko, 4356 nucleotides long. It is a transcript of the gene ZNHIT6, whose product is annotated as zinc finger HIT-type containing 6. The transcript has 11 exons. The record is from RefSeq and is a predicted model, not a curated record. Bases 194 to 1639 code for a protein of 481 amino acids. Gene Ontology annotation, cellular component: pre-snoRNP complex; nucleus. Gene Ontology annotation, biological process: box C/D snoRNP assembly; maturation of LSU-rRNA from tricistronic rRNA transcript (SSU-rRNA, 5.8S rRNA, LSU-rRNA); snoRNA localization. Lineage: Eukaryota; Metazoa; Chordata; Mammalia; Artiodactyla; Hippopotamidae.